Diaporthe batatas is the source of this 1254-nucleotide messenger RNA. RefSeq lists its product as uncharacterized. NCBI's taxonomy places the organism in Eukaryota, Fungi, Ascomycota, Sordariomycetes, Diaporthales, Diaporthaceae. Bases 1 to 1254 code for a protein of 417 amino acids. The record is from RefSeq and is a predicted model, not a curated record. The transcript has 3 exons. Gene Ontology annotation, molecular function: 2 iron, 2 sulfur cluster binding; iron ion binding.
AUGGCGACCGCAGUACUCAGUUAUCUUGGUGGUCUGGCGGGCUACGGCUCCAAGCCCGCUCAGGAAAAGACCCCCAUCCGGGCCCUUCCCUCUGGCUGGUACACCUCCCACGAGAUGUUCGAGCUCGAGAAGCGCGCCAUCUUCUCCCGCAGGUGGCAGCUCAUCACCCACAAGAUCAGAAUCCCCAACUCUGGCGACUGGCUCAACUUUGAAGUGGCUGGCUUCAAUUUCAUCAUCGCCCGUGACCGCAAGGGCACCAUCAAUGCCUUCCACAACAUCUGCAGGCACCGUGCCUAUCCCAUUGUUGAAGCGGAGAAGGGCACCUCCAUGAUAUUCUCCUGCAAAUACCACGGCUGGUCCUACGGGCUAAGCGGGAACCUGGCCAAGGCCCCUGGCUACCAGGAGCUUGAGGGUUUCGACAAGUCCAAGAACGGGCUGUUCCGCAUUCACACCCACAUUGACAACAAUGGCUUCAUCUGGGUCAACUUUGACGCCAAAGACACACCCGAGGUCGCGUGGGAAGAUGACUUUGCUGGCGCCGACACCCAGGAGAAGUACAAAGACUUCAACUUUGAUGACUAUGUCUUUGAUCACGCCUGGCAGAUGGAUGGUGACUACAACUGGAAGAUCCUCGCCGACAACUACAACGAGUGUUAUCACUGCAAGACAACCCACCCUGACAUUCCUGCGGUGGCUGACCUCGAGGCCUACAACGUGGAGACAAGGCGAGGCUACAUAAUCCACAACGUUGCCACGAAACCCGAGCAGAGGGAGCAGGGCCUGAUCGUCGCACCAACAUAUCACUUCCCUAACGUCUCGCACAAUGUCACCCCCCACUUCUUCUUCAUCCAGCGCUUCAUCCCACACUCCGCCAACAGGUCUACCAUGUCCUACCAGGUGUUCCGCAGCAAGAACGCCACCGACGAGAACUUUGAGCUCGUCAACCAGAUGUACAAGCGCAUCAUGUCCGAGGACAAGGCGCUUUGCAAUGCGGCACAGCGCAACGUGAACGCCGGGGUCUUCGUCAACGGCGAGAUGCACCCCCGCAUGGAGAAGGGCCCCCUUUUCUUCCAGAACCUGUGCCGCGAGGCGGUCACUGAGCACUGGGAGAGGGAGAAGGCGGCCAAGAAGGAGAUCUGGCCGGCGAGGCAGACCUUUGGUAACUAUAACGCGGCCGUCUCCGAGAAGGACAUCUCGUUUUGCUCGGGUCUGAGCUGCUCGAGCCUUGACGAGAAGGGCCCGCUUGCCUGGUAA